AAUGGGACUAAAUCUUGGAGCAGAUACCAGUUAUUUGGUAGCGACCAUAUAUCUCACUUUUCUUUUCACGGUUGCUGUCAUGAUGAGUUUAAGAGCACGUACGCGCCUUCGGGCGUUUGCCUGCUUCCUCACCUAUGUAGGAUUGACCAUUGCAAUCAUCGGUCUUCUGCGUGCCAAAGCUUACUUGAGUCCUGGUUGGUACUGGGCAUGGAAUUUUUUAGGCGAAGGCUUGGCAGUAGUGGCUUUAACUCUGACAAUUGUCUCUGUUGGAUCUGGUUUCUAUCCUAUGGCAGGGAAACGGAAUCUCUAUUGGCGGUUGUCUAUGAUUCUGAUCAGCAUCUAUGGAUUUCUUUCAUUAGUGAAUGUGGCACUUUAUGUCAAUGAAAAGCUCUACCCCCGAUUGAUCGACGGCCCAGCAGUUCUACAGCUUCGCAAAGACAUAGUAAACGUAGGGUUUCAAAGUGUUACUGCACUUGCAUAUGAGCUUAAGAAAACGCAGACUAUGAACUUGAUUCCCAAAUUUGAUACCGGAUUAUAUGGUGCGCAAGAUUGGCGGCAACUUUGUUGGUCAGAGCGUGAGAUGUUCUCGAGACCCGAAGUAGCUUUUUACUUGGCUCAUCAAUACCUCAUGAUAGCGACCUGCCUAUGGUCUUGCAUGUAUCUCUUUGUUCCUUUGGUAAUGCACCAUCGUCAUGGCCCUAUAGGUCGACCUGUUGAUAGUGAUAUGAUGGCUGUCGGUGUCUGGUAUCUGAGCUGUAUCAUGUUAUUGGCUAUUGUAUAUACGUCGCUCAAUAUAAUGUACAUUGCUAAGCCAGAGUACAUUUUCCAGCAGCAAAUGCAGGCAUUAGAUCUUUGUGUGCGCAUAACUAUCGGCCCUAUCUUCUUCCUUCCCGCUCCAGGGUUCCUUUUGCGGUUUUAUCGAGAGCAUUUUAAAAAAUUCAGGAGUCACAAUAGCAAUUCAGCUCGUAAUGGUGGCGGCACAGGAAGGAACAUGGGCUCGGGGAAUCAAGACAAUGGUUCCUUCACGAAUGACAGCAAUGCUCUCGCAAGCUUUCCUCAGCCUUCCAUAUCUUUAGACGACACACGAAUUGGGAGUAGUCGAACCGAUGGUAGUGCGACUCGUUGUUCUUUUGACAUGAGUCCUGACAAAACUACUAGUACUCAACACAAGCUUCAAGAUCCAACUAGUCCGAAAAGUAUUUACAAUCCAAUGAAGAUCUUUCAAUCGCGUGAACGAGGUACAUCUGUCGAAAGCAGCAGAGUUCUGAACAAGGAUUUCGAAUGUGGAUCUUCGUCACAAUCACAGUAUGAAGACAGGUCCGAGUCUUUUCACUUGCCUUAUUACAGCAGCAGCAGUCAUAACACAGACACCGUAAACCUAGCCCUAAUGGAUUCAUCACGACACUGUCCAACAUCAACAUUGGAUAGUUAUAAUAGUAAUGUCAAUGAGUCUGAAAAGAGCAAAAAGACAUAUUGCGAUCAGAGCCAAGUGAAGUCAUCAGUUAUCUUGGAGGCCCCACAAACGUCACAGACACUGCAGACACUACAGCCAAUAUUGACGGAGGAGCACUUGCGCACUGCUGCUAGCAGGAAUGGGGCCUUUGCUACGAGCAGCCGACCAGAUAUGGAGUACACUCAAAAUGGCUCAAAGUCCCAUCAAGAGUACAACAAUAUGUUCGCUCGAGAUUUAGAAUCUAAAGAUAACACGACAAAGUCAGAGCAGAUUGGAGAACAUGGUUCUCAAGGUUCCAAAAAUAUGAGUUCUAGUGACUGCACUAAAGACAAGUUGAAUAAGAUGUCCAGUGAUAACAAUGAUGGGGUUUCCGUCUCAGACUCUAUCCCUUCCCUCGACACCCCGAUUGAACAGCUCACGGGUCUACAGAGACAAUUGGCCGAGCAUCGUUCUGCACUUCUGCCCAAGGUACUUGCAUACCAGGCCUAUCAUGAGGACCGCGCGACUGCAGAACCGUUCGACCGUACAUUCCAACUGCCAUCCGUCAACCCAUAUUGCUUGGAUUCACCGCGUCCCAGUAUUAAUGAAGCUCGUACCUUGAGUGAUCUACCCACCCGUUUGUCUAGCGAUGGACUCUCAAAGGUCGAUAAAAAUGCUCUUUCUUCUACAUCGUUGUCACCAUCAUCAACGGCAACAGGAGGUUUCACCAGUCGACUUGGAUUGGGUAUAGACCUUGAAGCCAAGUCACCUUCCCAUAUAAUCGAUCCCUCACUUUGGUCUACGCCUCCAGUAUCUGCCCGGUCUAACUUUUCGUCAGAAAUCGACAACUCAUACAACAUUACUUCUACAGGCAGUGGCAGCAAUAGCAGUCAUAGUAAUAAUAAGCACCGUGAUAGUAAGUCCGUUGAUGGCUUCAAAGCUGUCUUCAAGGCUUUCAAUGGAGGCGAUCGAUCCGGUAACUCAAAGUCUUCCCAAGCCGCUCAUGAUCAUAAGGAUCGUAGCGGCAGCUAUCACAAUAGGAGGACUGAUGGGCCACCGGAUCCGAGCCAAAGUCCGAUUGCUGCUACAGUGGAAGAGCUGGCGCAACUGUCAGUGGUCAAGAAACGCGAUGAUGAGAUUCAGAGAGGCCCUCUAGCCCUUGAUUAUACAGAUCCAUAUGAUCAUCGACCCGGCAAACGCACACAAGGGAGAGGCCCCGGUUACAACACAAUCACGUCUGAGAAUGCUAAAAGUUCAUCCACGGUUUCUAAGCCAUCGUCAACGCCGAGCUUGGGAUCCUCCAAAUCGCGUGACAGUCUUUCAAAACAUAGUGGAUCCUCUUAUUUUUCCUACAAGGAUAAAGAUAAGGAAAAGGAAGGAUCCUCGCGACCUACAUCACCAGGGUCUAAAAAACCGAGCUCUAAGCAGUCCGCAGCAGCAGGAUCAAUAUCGUCGCGCGCAUCGCGCUCCAAGUCUGAUUUGCCUGUAUACCGUGAAGGUGUCGAGACAUCACCACGGACGCCCGCCUUUGAUGUGCCAUUCCUCUUCAACUCCCUAUCCGAUGUUUCGUCCGCCGAGUCCCCAGUGUCUCCUCCUGCCAUACAACGAGCCCUGUGCGUCAUUAGCAGGAAACCCGUUGCCGUUCCUAAGCACUACAAGGAGCUCAACAACACCCUCCGGACGACGUGA
Messenger RNA from Lobosporangium transversale, 3121 nucleotides. RefSeq lists its product as hypothetical. Lineage: Eukaryota; Fungi; Mortierellomycota; Mortierellomycetes; Mortierellales; Mortierellaceae. The annotation marks the transcript as partial. The record is from RefSeq and is a predicted model, not a curated record. The transcript has 4 exons.